AAGACUGUCCUCCCACUCUCUAUUUGCAAUCCCUCUGUAAAUACAUUCAUACCCUGCUAUUCAUUGAGAAAUGGAAAAAAAUGACUCCAGCCUCACUGCAAUAAUUCUAUCUGAACUGGAUCAGAAGAAUGAAUGUGUCUUCAGAGAAAUCCAGGGAAAGAGUGUUGGUGUUACAAAGAGAAUGACCCGGGCCCCGCUGGUUGUGCUCUGCCUCAUCCUGCUGUGUGGCCUCAUUGCUCUGGGAGUGCUCUAUUCGCUGAAGGUCCAGCACUCCUCUGCCUCCCUGUGCUCUUUGGAACCACACAUAGCAGAGAAACACACACAAAUGUCAGAUUUUCUCAAGGCUCAGAACAGGAAUCUUUCUGCCUCCUUGUCAUCUCUACAACAGAAACUAGCAGAUAAACACAUCAUUUCAGAAUCCCUGGAGGCUCAGAACAAAAACCUUUCUGCGUCUCUUUUUUCUGUGGAGCAGAAACUAACAGAAAAAAAUAGUGUUGCAAAUUCCCUGGAGGUCCGGAACAGGAACAUCUCUGCCUCUCUCUCCUCUCUGCAACAGAAACUAGCAGACGAAUACAUCAUUGCAGAAUCCCUGGAGGCUCAGAACAGGAAUCUUUCUGCAUCCUUGUCCUCUGUACAACAGAAACUAGCAGACAAACACAUCAUUGCAGAAUCCCUGGAGGCUCAGAACAAGAACCUCUCUGCAUCUCUUUUUUCUGUGGAGCAGAAACUAACUGAAAAAAAUAGUGUUGCAAAUUCCCUGGAGGUCCGGAACAGGAACAUCUCUGCCUCUCUCUCCUCUCUGCAACAGAAACUAGCAGACGAAUACAUCAUUGCAGAAUCCCUGGAGGCUCAGAACAAGAACCUCUCUGCAUCGCUUUUUUCUGUGGAGCAGAAACUAACUGAAAAAAAUAGUGUUGCAAAUUCCCUGGAGGUCCGGAACAGGAACAUCUCUGCCUCUCUCUCCUCUCUCUCCUCUCUGCAACAGAAACUAGCAGACGAAUACAUCAUUGCAAAAUCCCUGGAGACUCAGAACAGGAAUCUUUCUGCCUCCUUGUCCUCUGUACAACAGAAACUAGCAGAGAAACACAUCAUUGCAGAAUCCCUGGAGGCUCAGAACAAGAACCUCUCUGCAUCUCUUUUUUCUGUGGAGCAGAAACUAUCUGAAAAAAAUAGUGUUGCAAAUUCCCUGGAGGUCCGGAACAGGAACAUCUCUGCCUCUGUCUCCUCUCUGCAACAGAAACUAGCAGACGAAUACAUCAUUGCAAAAUCCCUGGAGACUCAGAACAGGAAUCUUUCUGCCUCCUUGUCCUCUGUACAACAGAAACUAGCAGACAAACACAUCAUUGCAGAAUCCCUGGAGGCUCAGAACAAGAACCUCUCUGCAUCUCUUUUUUCUGUGGAGGAGAAACUAACUGAAAAAAAUAGUGUUGCAAAUUCCCUGGAGGUCCGGAACAGGAACAUCUCAGCCUCUCUCUCCUCUCUGCAACAGAAACUAGCAGCAGACGAAUGCAUCAUUGCCAAAUCCCUGGAGACUCAGAACAGGAAUCUUUCUGCCUUCUUGUCCUCUGUACAACAGAAACUAGCAGACAAACACAUCAUUGCAGAAUCCCUGGAGGCUCAGAACAAGAACCUCUCUGCAUCUCUUUUUUCUGUGGAGGAGAAACUAACUGAAAAAAAUAGUGUUGCAAAUUCCCUGGAGGUCCGGAACAGGAACAUCUCAGCCUCUCUCUCCUCUCUGCAACAGAAACUAGCAGCAGACGAAUGCAUCAUUGCCAAAUCCCUGGAGACUCAGAACAGGAAUCUUUCUGCCUUCUUGUCCUCUGUACAACAGAAACUAGCAGACAAACACAUCAUUGCAGAAUCCCUGGAGGCUCAGAACAAGAACCUCUCUGCAUCUCUUUUUUCUGUGGAGCAGAAACUAACUGAAAAAAAUAGUGUUGCAAAUUCCCUGGAGGUCCGGAACAGGAACAUCUCUGCCUCUCUCUCCUCUCUGCAACAGAAACUAGCAGGAACUGAGAGACAGUUGCAGGAACUUCAGGCCAAUCACAGUGAUCUACUGAAAACUUGCAAGGCAAAUAGAGAGUGCGACAGUGGCUGGAGGAAUCAUCUGGGACAGUGCUACUUAUUUUCCACUGAGAAAUUGAAUUGGAUGCGAAGUCGUGAUUAUUGCAUCUCAAAGGGGGCUAAACUGGUCAUUAUCAACUUUGAGCAGGAACAGGCAUUUGUGUCAUCCAGCAUUAGUGAGACACACUGGAUUGGGCUGAGUGAUCUGGGAACUGAAGGACAAUGGCGCUGGGUAGACAAUACACCACUCAGUCAGACAAAAAUACAGUCUUGGUACAGAAGGGAAAAUGGGAAGCAUGAGCCUGAUAAUUGGACUGGGGGUGGAGAUCGAAAUGGAGAGGACUGUGCAGCCAUUGGAGAUGAACAAGGAGCACUUUCCCAAUGGUUUGAUGCGUCUUGCACUAAACAAAAAAGAUUUGUGUGUAAAAAGUGACUUUCACAUUCUUCUGUGCAAUGGAGACAGAAGUAACAUCUUUCACCAUUUUGCUGUACCUGUAUUUGCAUUUGUGAUCAAAGUUUGGGGCCUAAUGACAAACAUGUGCUGAAAGCUUACUGUUUAUUUGCAAUGAUUUGCUAUUUCUCCGCAUAAAUGAAGCUGUAUUUUUGCCAGGAAAUAUAAGACAUUUUGGGGGGUGAUUUUCAAAAGCCGAACUGCUAUUUGGAUUCCAGGAAGCACCUCCUGUGCUUCCAUAUUCUCUGGAUUAUGUGUGAGGAUGUAAUAUGUCUGUUGCUUCACUCAUAAAGACAUAGACGCUGCCAGAUUUACAUUUAGGACAUGCAUGAGGUAACUUUCUCACAGUUGGUUAAACAAACUACUUUGACUUUGUGAGACUUUACAUGUUACCAGCGAUCCAUGGAACGUGUGUGACUAGAAAGGGCACAAUGGCUUGCCCCAUCACCAAAUGCAGAUACUUUAUUUGCAGUAAUUACUUUUGAUUUAUUUCCACUUGACUGCAUGCAGAUAGAUCUGCCAGAAAACUAUGUGAUUGUGAUAUUUUAUAAUGGUAAUGUUCUGCAGACAUUUCCCAUUGCAUUAUAUGCUAUUCAUACUCUUCAUUAAAAAAAUGUUUUAUCCUUUGA
Molecule: messenger RNA, 3144 nt
Organism: Conger conger (European conger)
Lineage: Eukaryota; Metazoa; Chordata; Actinopteri; Anguilliformes; Congridae
Product: myosin-16-like
Exons: 27
Coding region: 71-2497 (808 amino acids)
Cellular component (GO): plasma membrane
Molecular function (GO): transmembrane signaling receptor activity
Source: RefSeq, a predicted model, not a curated record